Messenger RNA from Sodiomyces alkalinus F11, 315 nucleotides. RefSeq lists its product as hypothetical. NCBI's taxonomy places the organism in Eukaryota, Fungi, Ascomycota, Sordariomycetes, Glomerellales, Plectosphaerellaceae. The record is from RefSeq and is a predicted model, not a curated record. The coding region runs from base 1 to 315 and encodes 104 amino acids. The transcript has a single exon.
AUGACACCGAAAUCUCCUGUAGACGAAUACGCCAUGGGGAGUGACGAGGAAGAGGAGAUGGCCAACCUCGCUCCCGGCAUCGCUGAUAUUUGCACAGAAGCGCCCCCACUGAGCGUAGCCCUGGACAUGGAUGAGGAAUCAGACUACGAUGCAUUAUUUGACCAUACGCAUCAAUAUGCGUCAUUAAAAACGGACAGCACCAUUCAUAGCCAGCAUAAGCACAUUGACCUUCUCGACGAGGAUAUUGACUGGACCGACGUAUCACGGGUCACAGAGUGCGAGGCUCCGGAUGGAAGCGUGCCAUCUGCAUCGUAA